Messenger RNA from Vombatus ursinus (common wombat), 3421 nucleotides. It is a transcript of the gene ASB8, whose product is annotated as ankyrin repeat and SOCS box containing 8. The record is from RefSeq and is a predicted model, not a curated record. Lineage: Eukaryota; Metazoa; Chordata; Mammalia; Diprotodontia; Vombatidae. Gene Ontology annotation, biological process: intracellular signal transduction. Gene Ontology annotation, molecular function: protein binding. The transcript is spliced from 4 exons. Bases 167 to 1033 code for a protein of 288 amino acids. Gene Ontology annotation, cellular component: nucleus; cytoplasm.
GGCAUGUGCGCAGGCCCAUUGGCUCCCCUGGUGUCCUCUGGUAGUCCGAAGAGGAACGACCUGCACCUGACACCUUGUGCUUCCGGGUCAGCCUUGGUAGCGGUUGUCGGUACCCAUUCGGACUUGGUGGUUCGUUUGGAGCAUGUAAACAUAUCCUGAGCCCUUGAUGAGUUCCAGUAUGUGGUAUAUUAUGCAGAGCAUUCAGAGCAAAUAUUCUCUCUCAGAGCGCUUAAUUCGAACAAUUGCUGCUAUACGUUCUUUUCCUCAUGAUAACGUAGAGGACCUGAUCAGAGGGGGAGCCGAUGUGAAUUGUACUCAUGGCACACUGAAGCCAUUGCACUGUGCGUGCAUGGUGUCAGAUGCUGACUGUGUGGAGUUACUCUUGGAAAAAGGAGCUGAGGUAAAUGCUUUAGACGGCUACAACCGGACGGCUCUCCAUUAUGCAGCUGAGAAAGAUGAAGCCUGUGUGGAAGUCCUGUUGGAAUAUGGUGCAAACCCCAAUGCACUAGAUGGCAACAGAGAUACCCCACUUCACUGGGCAGCCUUUAAGAAUAAUGCUGAGUGUGUAAGGGCCCUUCUAGAAAGUGGUGCCUCUGUCAAUGCCUUGGAUUACAACAAUGACACACCACUCAGCUGGGCAGCCAUGAAGGGAAACCUUGAGAGUGUUAGCAUCCUCCUUGACUAUGGUGCAGAGGUCAGGGUCACCAACUUAAAGGGCCAGACACCUAUCUCCCGGUUGGUGGCUCUGUUGGUUAGGGGACUAGGAACAGAAAAAGAGGAUUCUUGCUUUGAGCUCCUCCACAGGGCCGUCGGACACUUUGAAUUACGGAAAAAUGGCACCAUGCCUGGUGAGGUAGCCAAGGACCAGCAACUUUGUGAAAAACUGACUAUGCUGUGCUCUGCCCCAGGAACCCUAAAAACAUUGUCUCGAUAUGCUGUUCGACAUAGCUUGGGACUCCAGUAUCUGCCAGAUGCAGUAAAGGGCCUGCCAUUGCCAGCAUCUUUGAAGGAAUACUUGUUACUUGUAGAGUAACUGAAGAAGAGCUUGGGCCAUCACACAACAAUUCUACAUGAGGUUUGCUUUGCAGACCUAGUUGUCCUGUUCUGUCAUGGGGAAGUGGGAUGCAGAUGUUCAUGUCUGGUGCAUAGAUUUUGAAACAACAUAUCACAGCAAUAACAUCCUUGCCACCUCCCUCUAAGCCAAACAAACAAAAAAAAAAAAUCCAGUGCUUUUUUGUUUGCAGAAAGUGUGUGUAUUGCUUACUCAGCUUUUGAUAUUUGCACCUUCUAAAGGAAAAGAUCUCCAUGUUCUCUCUCAUUUAGGAGACAUGCAGCUGGAGCCAGCUGCACAGCUGAAUUUCUUUAGGAAAAUUAAAUGUAUUUAAAGAGGGUGUGUGAUUUCCCUGCAGAAAGAUUUGGUUACUAACUCUUUAGGAGCUUUUUAAUUGGUCAUUGGAGAUAUUCAGGGAAAAAACAGACCAGUUAACAUCGUUCACAGUCUAAAGAAGAAAAUAUAACAGUUUAAAUAGUGCAAUUUUAAUAAUGACUUAACUGAAUGACAUACUAGCAUUGCCAUGUAAUUGAGGGGGAAAUUUUCCUUUGUUUCCCAUCAUAAGAAACAACAAGCUGUCCUGUUUUUUACCUGUUUGAGUGGUACAGCAGAAUUAACUUGGCUGCUCUCCAGUGUAAAGAAAAUAGUUAUCUGUAGUCCUGCGAAUGCUAGUUUCUCAAAUGUAUUUCUUUUCAGACUUUCCCCAAUUAGGUGUUCUAACAGCACCAAGAAGCCAUCUUCCCCAUCCUUUAGAUCAUUUAGUAUUUGAUUCUAGAAAGGAAAGGUAUAAGCUAGCUGCUUUCCUCCAAGCUCAAGUUCAUAGUCUCUGUAUAGAAAACUCUACUAAAUGUUUGGAAUUGUUUUUCUUUCUGUUGUUAAGUUGUGCUUUGUAUUAAUUGACAUUUUAGUCAUUUCAGGCUGUGUGUAUGUAUGUGUUGGUAGUGGGAGAUAUUAUAUGAAGAAGAACCAACUGCCUAGAAAAGUGUGGUUUGGGUCAAUAGAACUUUUUAUUUCCAUAUUCCUAAACUUUGAAUCAAGUAAUCUGAGGAAUACUUGACUAAAACAAAAAACUAUUAUGUGUGUGUGUGUGUGUGUGUGUGUGUGUGUGUGUUGAGGGGGGAAGGAAGGACCUAAGGAAAAGGGUGGGAGGAAGCUAUAUGCGAAAUAGGAAUGGGAUCUGUUUAAGUAACUUGAAAAUAAGUGAGGAGAAAGGCAGUGUGAUAUAUUGAAUAAAGAGCAGACUUUGAAUUCAGGAAGACCUGGGUUCAAAUUCUUCCAUACAUACUGGCUUUGUCACCCUGGGCAAAUCAGUUAGUACCCCAUUUACAUUAAGACUAUAUAUAAAGUACCGAACAGUUGCCAGUUGGUAUUGACCAAAAGAGUUUCCUCAUUUAAGAGAUACCUGAAAUCACAGGUCUGGUCCAAAAAAAGGUGAAUCUGAUUUUUUUUUUGUUAUUUGUGUGUUACAUUUAUUGAGGUUAUAGGGAAGAGUAGUAGUUCCAAAGGGGAGCUUCUAAAUACCUACUUUGUUUGAGUUAUUUUCUGGAUAUUCUUUUGUGUCCUUUUUUUCCCCUUAUAGGUGUAACUAACUACGAUAUCCCUGUGUCCUUCUCUGUCAUACAUUAUGGUGAUACCUAAUGUAAAUCUCUCUUCCCCUAUUUCACAUGUCACUAAGCUUGACACUACAUUAAUAAAAUCAUUUUCAGAAGGUUUGGGUAGAUAGAUGGGAAUCAUACCCACAUGGAAAAAGGAGUAGCCUUCAUUUCAUAGAAAGUAUAAUAGAGAGGCCCAUUCUCUCAUUUUACAGCUGAUGACACUAGGUGAGGUGAAAUGUCUUGCCCAAAAUUCAUACCACUUAAGUGGCUGAGUGAGGAGUAGAACCUGGGGCUCUUGACUCCAAGUCCAGCGCCUUUUCCCCUAUGGCAUGUUGUCUUUUCCCCCUCUGUUUAACAAAUGUUUUUAGCUGGCUGAGAAACUCCCACUUCACUUUAAUUUAUAACUAGUUCCAUCCAUCUUGAUUCUGAGAAAAUAGUUUUUCUUCCAUUAAAAAAAUCAUGCUUGACUAGAUUUUCAGAGUCUAAGCAUGAUAGGAAAUCCCCUGCUCUCUCUGAUUGUUUACUUACAAAUUCUUAGGCCUUCAGCAAAUGGUAUUCCUCCUAGCCUUCCUGUUUCACUUUGUUGCAUUUCUGUUCAAUAGACGUGAAGUUCUAGGCACUACCUGGUGAUGGGGCUACAAAAACAUCAGUGAAAAAUCACCUGCCUUCAGGAAAGUGAUAAGCUCAUUAUUCCGGUAUUGUGUUCUUGUUAGGGAGGUUCUACAUAAAUGUUUUAUCAUUUCAUUUCUUGGCUUAAAGUAAAGACUCAGCUUCA